Molecule: messenger RNA, 930 nt
Organism: Symphalangus syndactylus (siamang)
Lineage: Eukaryota; Metazoa; Chordata; Mammalia; Primates; Hylobatidae
Product: UDP-glucuronosyltransferase 1A9-like
Molecular function (GO): UDP-glycosyltransferase activity
Source: RefSeq, a predicted model, not a curated record
AUGGCUGGCACAGGGUGGACCAGCCCCCUUCCUUUAUUUGUGUGUCUAAUGCUGACCUGUGGCUUUGCUGAGGCAGGGAAGCUGCUGGUAGUGCCCAUGGAUGGGAGCCACUGGUUCACCAUGAGGUCGGUGGUGGAGAAACUCAUUCUCAGGGGGCAUGAGGUGGUUGUAGUCAUACCAGAGGUGAGUUGGCACCUGGGAAGAUCACUGAAUUGCACAGUGAAGACUUAUUCAACUUCAUUCACCCUGGAGGAUCUGGACCAGCAGUUCAAGGCUUUUGCCAAUGCUCAAUGGAAAGCACAAAUACGAAGUAUAUUUUCUCUAUUAAUGGGUUCAUACAAUGACAUUUUUGACUUAUUUUUUUCAAAUUGCAGGAGUUUGUUUAAGGACAAAAAAUUAGUAGAAUACUUAAAGGAGAGUUCUUUUGAUGCGGUGUUUCUCGAUCCUUUUGAUAUCUGUGGCUUAGUUGUUGCCAAAUAUUUCUCCCUCCCCUCUGUGGUCUUCGCCAGAGGAAUAUUUUGCCACUAUCUUGAAGAAGGUGCACAGUGCCCUGCACCUCUUUCCUAUGUCCCCAGAAUUCUCUUAGGGUUCUCAGAUGCCAUGACUUUCAAGGAGAGAGUACGGAACCACAUCAUGCACUUGGAGGAACAUUUAUUAUGCCACCGUUUUUUCAAAAAUGCCCUAGAAAUAGCCUCUGAAAUUCUCCAAACACCUGUUACGGCAUAUGAUCUCCACAGCCACACAUCAAUUUGGUUGCUGCGAACGGACUUUAUUUUGGACUAUCCCAAACCCGUGAUGCCCAACAUGAUCUUCAUUGGUGGUAUCAACUGCCAUCAGGGAAAGCCAUUGCCUGUGGUAAGUUAUCUCUCCUUUAGCACCUUAAGAAUACCAGCUUUGGAAAUUAAAAAAGGAUUCUUUACUGAACUGUGA